Molecule: messenger RNA, 2170 nt
Organism: Phragmites australis (common reed)
Lineage: Eukaryota; Viridiplantae; Streptophyta; Magnoliopsida; Poales; Poaceae
Product: DEAD-box ATP-dependent RNA helicase 39-like
Exons: 9
Coding region: 117-1946 (609 amino acids)
Molecular function (GO): ATP binding; RNA helicase activity; nucleic acid binding
Source: RefSeq, a predicted model, not a curated record
GUUGCAGGCAGCGCAACUUCACCUUCCGCUCGACCAUCGUGUUCUUUUAUCCGCGCCUUCCCCUGCCUUCCUCCGCCGAAACCCCCACCGUCCAAAACCCCCCACCAGCCAUCACCAUGGUGAUGGCCGCCGCCGGACGGUGCCUCCUCCUCUCCCGCCCCGCCCCCCUCCGCCUUCGCCUCCUUCGCGCUGCUCUCUCCACCGCCCCCAUCCUCACCGCCUCCACUCCCCAUCCCCCUCCCCGCCACGAGCUCCUCCUCGAGCGCCUCCGCCUCCGCCAUCUCAAGGACGCCUCCCCCGGUGCCCCGAAGCCGUCGCGGGAGAGGGCUAGGGGCGGGGAGCGGGGCUCGGAGCACCUGCAACAGCAGCAGGGGAGGAGAGCCGAGGCCGCUGAGAGCUUCGAGGAGCUGGGGCUCGGGGAGGAGGUGAUGACCGCGCUGGGGGAGAUGGGCAUUUCCAAGCCCACCGAGAUCCAGUGCGUCGGCGUUCCCGCCGUACUGACCGGCACCAGCGUUGUGCUUGGCUCGCACACCGGCUCUGGGAAGACGCUCGCCUACUUGCUCCCACUUGUUCAGCUACUUCGGCGUGAUGAAGCAAUGUUAGGUAUGUCAAUGAAGCCAAGGCGGCCAAGAGCAGUAGUACUCUGCCCCACGAGGGAGCUAACUGAGCAGGUCUAUCGUGUUGCAAAGUCCAUCAGCCAUCAUGCGCGUUUCCGGUCAACGAUGGUUAGUGGAGGGACCCGUCUAAGACCCCAGGAAGAUUCUUUGAACAUACCUGUUGACAUGGUUGUUGGUACUCCUGGAAGGAUUCUUGAUCAUAUCAAGGAUGGUAACAUUGUUUACGGUGAUAUUAAGUAUCUGGUUCUGGAUGAGGCAGAUACAAUGUUUGAUCAAGGCUUUGGACCAGACAUACGGAAGUUCCUUGCUCCAUUGAAGAAUCGUGCUGCAAAGCCUGGCGAUCAGGGGUUCCAAACUGUAUUGGUUGCUGCUACCAUGACAAAGGCUGUACAAAAGUUGAUUGAUGAGGAAUUUGAAGGUAUUGUCCAUUUGCGAACGUCAUCAUUUCAAAAGAGAGUUGCAACAGCACGGCAUGACUUUAUCAAACUUUCUGGUGCCGAAAACAAACUUGAGGCUCUUCUGCAGGUUCUUGAGCCAAGCUUGGCAAAGGGAAACAAAGUUAUGGUGUUCUGUAAUACUUUAAAUUCAAGUCGUGCAGUGGACCAUUUUCUGACCGAAAAUCAAAUAUCUACUGUUAACUAUCAUGGAGAGGUUCCGGCUGAAGAGAGAGUCGAGAACCUGAACAAGUUCCGGAAUGAAGAGGGGGAUUGCCCAACAUUGGUAUGCACUGAUCUGGCAGCUAGAGGCCUGGAUUUGGAUGUUGACCAUGUCAUCAUGUUUGACUUCCCAUCGAAUUCUAUUGAUUACCUGCACAGAACCGGAAGAACUGCACGCAUGGGAGCCAAAGGGAAAGUUACAAGCCUUAUCGCGAAGAAAGAUGUGCCUUUAGCUACACGGAUUGAAGAGGCCAUCAAGAAAAACGAGAGCUUGGAAGCUCUCACGACUAGCAAUGUCAGAAGGGCUACCAAUCCGCAGAAUGCAAGUACCAAAGGAAGGACCUCAAGGUUGGUUAAUAGUUCAAGUGCCCUUAAAGUUGCCAAUCAGAAGGGUAGAAGGGGAGUCGUGCUGUCUAGCAAGUCUUCAAGGGCUCCCAAGGACACAUCUUCAACCCGAAAGCGUUCACCACCAAAGAGCCAGCCAAAGGCGACGAAAUCGGCACCCGCUGGGAAAGCCAAGGUGGUGAAAUCCGCUAAGAAUAGCGUAAAGGUUUCAAAGAGCAAAUCAAAACCAGUGGGUCGAAAGAGUGAUGCUCUGAACAAGAUAGGAACUAAGCUCAGUGUGGUUGGAUUCAGAGGGCGCAGCUCAGGCAAAUCAGCGCAAGCUUCGUAAGAAGUCCUCGGAGAUUUUUUUUCCUUAAAAAAGAUUUCUUGGAGAUUUUGGAUAGUGCAUCGUGUAAAUAUCUUAUUUGUUUCUUCCAUUCGUCCUUGCGGGCUUACAAGUUGAGUAAACUUGAGAUCUUACCGCGGCAGCUAUAUCUAAUGUUUUCUUCUGCAGAAUGUUGGAAUAAUUCAUUUUGUUACUCGUAUCCACCAAUUAUGUUGAGUGUUUGUGUA